Fraxinus pennsylvanica is the source of this 3375-nucleotide messenger RNA. Lineage: Eukaryota; Viridiplantae; Streptophyta; Magnoliopsida; Lamiales; Oleaceae. The record is from the annotation of a GenBank genome assembly.
AUGUUCUGCUACGACAGCAAAAUUGAAACAUUGAGGGAUAAGGUGAAAUAUCUUGAAAUUGAGGAAACUGAGGUGCGAGAAUUGGUUCGUCAAGCAAAGAAUAAUGUGCUAGAUAUUAAAUCUUAUGUUGAAGAAUGGCUGCAAAAUGUCGAUGAAAUAAAGAAAGCGGCAGAUAAAAUUUUUCAAGAUGCAAAAAAUUCUGAAAUGCAGUGCCUAUUCUUUAUAUGUCCAAAUUUGAAGACCCGUUUCUCGCUUGGCAAGGACGCCACAGAGAAGACUGCUGAGGUUGCUAAACUCCUAGACGAAGGUAAAUUAUUUCAAAAUGUGGCCGAACCUAGACAACCGGUGCAGAUACCUUAUCGAAACCCCGGUGACUUUGGAGCUUUCGAAACAAGGAUAUCAAUUAAAAAGGAUAUCAUGGAUGCUCUAAAGGAUAAAGAUAUCAGCAUAAUUGGGAUAUGCGGCAUGGGUGGAGUAGGUAAGACGACAAUGGCAAAAGAAAUAGCUAACGAAGCCAAAGUUGACAAAUUAUUUGAUGAGUUUCCAUGGGCAGAUGUAUCUCACGAGCCAGAUGUAACUAAAAUUCAGGAUCAAAUUGCUGAAAAGCUCGGUUUGAAAAUUAAAGAUUAUACUGAUAAAGAUGAGAGAGCUGAACUACUUCGUAAAAGACUUGGAGGUGAUAGAAGCAAGAGCAUUCUGCUAAUAUUGGAUGAUGUGUGGGAAGAUACUGUGUUGGAAACUAUAGGAGUUCCUUCAGCAGGGGAUGAUAAAGGGUUGAAAAUUCUAUUAACAUCACGCGAAAAAGAUGCGUGCAAAAGAAUGAAAGCUCAAAAGAUAUUCGAUGUCAAUAUUUUAAAUGAAAAGGAAUCGUGGGAACUUUUCAAAGAAAAGGCAGAAAUUUCUGAUGAUGUAACAAAUGUUAUAAAGGGUAUAGCAGAAGAAGUUACAAGGGAAUGUAGAGGCUUACCUCUCGCCCUUGUGACUGUCGGCAGAGCCCUCAGUAAAAAACCAGAACCUACAUGGAAGAAUGCACUUGAAGAACUACGGAAUUCUAGAGUGGCCAAUAUCAAAGGACUGCAAAAGUUGGUAUACUCAAGGAUAAAGUUAAGCUACGACUAUCUAGAGAGUGAAGAAGCCAAGUCCUUGCUUCUGCUCUGCUCUCUGUAUCCAGAAGAUCGUUGGAUUCAUAUUGAAGAUUUGGUUAGAUAUGCAUGGGGGCUAGAAUUGUUUAAAGAUACGACGACAUUGAUUACAACCAUAUAUAAGGUAAACUCAAUUGUUGAUAAUCUGAAAAGUUGCUAUUUACUGCUCUCAAAAAAGAAUGAGGAGUGGGUAAAAUUGCAUGAUGUUGUAAGGGAUGUAUGCUUACAAAUUGCAUCAAAAGACAAGCAUGCAUAUAUGUCGAAACACAUUGGUUUGAAGGAGUGGCCAAAACAUGGUAACGAUGAAUCGUACAGUGCAAUUAGUUUGACUUCAAAUGAGCUGAAUCAACUUCCCAGUGGGUUAGAAUAUCCAAACCUAAAGUUUCUAAAAGUGUAUUGCGAUGAACAGUCACUGAACAUGUCCAAAGAAGUUUUUGCCAAUAUGAAGGAACUCAGAGUUCUUGAUUUCAGUAAUAUGAGAAUUCAAAUUCCAUCAUCAAUCCAACUGUUGACCAAUCUUCGAACUUUGUGCUUGGACCAAUGUACGUUAAACACUGAAAAUUCUACUAUUGGGAAUUUAAAAAAGUUAGAAGUUCUCAGUUUUUGGGCCUCUGCUCUCGAUCACUUCCCUGAAGAUAUAGCAGAACUUAGCAACCUAAGGUCAUUGGAUUUGAGGUUCAAGCACAGCUCUAGCUAUUGUCCACUUCCACAUGGUAUCUUGUUGCAAUUGAAGAAAUUGGAAGAACUGUACUUGGGUGUCGUUGAAAUAAGAGAUGAAGAGCUGGAACAACGAGGGUACAUUAUUAAGGAGAUAAGUUCAUUGACUGGUCUUAAUACUUUCCAAAUUUCCACACAUGAUCCUCAAUUUUUGCUGCAAAUAUUACAAGUGUUGUGCAUUGAGAAGCUGGAAAGAUUUCAUAUCGAAUUAACUGACUUAGAAUAUGCUCAUGAGAACAUUUUGAAAUAUUAUUAUUUCGGAAGGAGAUUGCAUAUACGUGGCAUUACUUACGAAAGUAUGCUUUCACAACCUGCAAUUGACUCAUUGAUGAGGAAAACUGGCCAUCUUUCUAUAGAAAUGAACAUGAAUGGACUUGAGGAUCAUUCUCAACAAGUGAUGGAGAGGAAGAAUAUGUUAGAUGAAUAUGGCUUCGAGUAUCUGAAUGGAUAUCAUCUCAUAGGGGCGUUUGAUGGAUUACAUGAGAUAAAUCUAAAUGGCAUACCAAAAAUGAAACAUUUGUUCAAGGGUGUCAUUAAACCUCCAUCACUCUACAAUCUUACGUUUCUUACUAUUAAAGGAUACCCCUCAUUGAAAAGCCUAUUUUCUGAGUCAGUUGCAUUAGGCAUGGUGUAUCUCCAAAGUUUACAUAUUUCCGAUUGUAAGAUGUUAGAGGAAAUUGUUUCAAUGGAUAUGGAACAAAAUGAAAUUACCCAGAUGCUUCAGUUCCCAAAACUACAGGAAAUCACCCUCGAGCAUUUAAGAAAUUUUAAGAGCUUUAGAUGUGUAUCGACCGUUGGUAUGCUCAAUCCACUGUGCAAACAGGUUACAUUGCCUAACUUGGAGUUGUUGAACAUUAAUAGACUGGGUUGUACUGUGACAAUAUUGGAUGAGCUAAGGCAAAUCGGAUCUCAAAAACUUAGAAGAUUGAGGAUGGCAAAUUUGGAUGACGUGUCCAUUCUGUUUGAUUUUGAGUAUACAAAAGAUGAUGCAGAGAUUAGGAUGCUUGGUCAACUAACAUGGUUGGUUGUGAGAUCUCUACCCAAAUUAGAGCACAUUACAAGGAUGGUUCCUAAAGGAAUUUGCAGCUUUAAGAAUUUGACACGUCUUAGAGUUAAAGAAUGUGACAACUUAAGGUACUUAUUCUCACAUUCAAUGGCCAAUUCACUUGCGGCUCUGGAAUAUGUGUUGAUUUCGGAAUGUAAAGCAAUUGAAGAGAUUAUUGGAAGACAAGAAGAAGACAAAACUUCAAACAACGAAAUUGUGGAAGAAGGAACGACAAGCAGAAUUGUGUUUCCUAAAUUGAGAUGUCUAAGACUUCUUCAUCUUGAUAGAUUCAGAUUGCUUUCCUCUCAGAACCAUGAACUCGUGCUCCCUUCACUAGAUUAUUUGCGCAUUGAAAAUUGCCCUGCGACCACAAAAUUGUGUUCAAGACGACUACUGAGUGCACCAAAGCUUGAUAAAGUAUGGAUAAAUCGUGAACAAUCCAUUGAUAUUUCAAAUUUUCUUGGAUUUUGA